Molecule: messenger RNA, 797 nt
Organism: Porites evermanni
Lineage: Eukaryota; Metazoa; Cnidaria; Anthozoa; Scleractinia; Poritidae
Source: the annotation of a GenBank genome assembly
AUGUCAUCCCAAGUACGUGGAGUGCAAGGGUUAAUUUCCCCAAAAAAUCCAAAGGCUUUAUAUGUGCAUUGCAAUUCACACAUUCUGAAUCUAGUUAUAGUCAAAGCAUGUAGCCUGCCAACAAUUUGCAACAUGGGUGGCACUAUAACAGAGAUUGCAAAUUUUUUCAACUACUCCCCCAAGCAGCAAAGGUGCGUAGAAACUGUAAUAAGCAUGGAUCAGCCAGAUUCCCCCCGAAGCAAGAUCCGUGACCUCUGUCGUACACGUUGGGUUGAGUGCCACAAGGUAUACGAAACAUUUGCCCUACUACUGCCAUCAAUCAUAAAAACAUUUGAGGUUAUUUUGGAUGAGCAGCACCACCAACAGUACAGUUUGGAAACGCCCUGGAACUGGGAAAGAGAGACUGUUCAGAAGGCAAGUGGCCGCUAUCACACAUGUUGCUCGUUUCAGUUUCUCAUUUCGUUGAUAGUCGGGAUGAAACUCUGACAGUCAUCAAGCCAGUUAGCAUUAAGCUUCAGAAGAAGUAUAAUGACAUCGUCAAAGCGUAUAACAUGAUGGCGGAAACGGGAAAAGAGUUAAGGCAAAUGAGAAACGAUGCCGACACCGUAUUUAAGGCAUGGUAUGCAAAUGCAAUAGACCUUGGCUCAGACCCAGGUACCAAGCCGAGCGUCCCAAGAAUGGCCUUGAGACAGCGGCACAGAGAGAACACCCCCCAUGACUCCCCAGAAGAAUAUUACCGUCGGACCUUGUUCAUUCCUUUCCUUGACCAUAUCCCAGAAGAGAUGUCAUCGAGGUAA